This is a messenger RNA of Symbiodinium sp. CCMP2592, 630 nucleotides long. Lineage: Eukaryota; Dinophyceae; Suessiales; Symbiodiniaceae. The record is from the annotation of a GenBank genome assembly.
AUGCUUCGCGUUCGCAGUGGAACUUCUGGCGAUGAGGUCACUGUCAUCCCUGUGAAGGAAUUGAAGACGGUCGGAACACUGAAGGAGCGCUUACGCGAGGUAUGCGGCGUGCCCCGCUUCAGGCAGCGGCUGCUUUGCGGCGAUGUGCCGCUUGAGGACAGCGCAAGGCUGGAUGCCGCCAUGGAUGUUCAACUUGUGUUGCUUCCCUUCUGCGACGUGCCUUCACCGCAACUGCUUGACUUGAAGAUCGCCAUACGGAACGGCAAGGUGGUUGAGGUGGAGAAGAUGCUGCAAUACCCCAUAGACCCGAAUGUGGCUAUCCACGAGGCUUGCUGGGUAGGUCAGGCUGCUGUGCUGCGCUUGCUGCUGGAGGCAGGUGCUGAAGUGAAUUUAGCGAACAGUGGCGGGCAAACUCCACUCCACCUGGCAAGCAUGAAGGGCCAUCGGGACCUUGUGCAGUUGCUGUUGGGUAUAGCAGCUGAUGUUAGCUUGGUCGACAUGAAGGGCAAGACUGCAGUGCAGCUGGCGGGCGAUGCAGGCUUCAGCGACAUCGUGAGGCUAAUUGAACAAGGUGCUGCGCCAAGGCCAAGAAGACAUGCCGCAGAUGCUCGUGGACGCAGACCGGGUUGA